Messenger RNA from Drosophila kikkawai, 4201 nucleotides. It is a transcript of the gene Mdr49, whose product is annotated as Multi drug resistance 49. Gene Ontology annotation, biological process: transmembrane transport. Gene Ontology annotation, molecular function: ABC-type transporter activity; ATP hydrolysis activity; ATP binding. NCBI's taxonomy places the organism in Eukaryota, Metazoa, Arthropoda, Insecta, Diptera, Drosophilidae. Gene Ontology annotation, cellular component: membrane. The record is from RefSeq and is a predicted model, not a curated record.
UUGUCCAGUUCAGAUCGCGCACUCGCCGGCAGCAGACGUCUCUCGGCACUUUCGAGUGUUUUGACCAAAUACCAAAAGAUAUACAUACAUUAGUUAGUUCUUCGAUCGCGAGUUUAAACGGUGUCCGCAGAAAUCGGCACGUGCUAAGCCUUAUAGUCAUCAAGUAUCUCACACAAUGGCCAAGAAGGAGGACUCACAGCUGCCCCAGGCAGGUGACUUUCAGGCCCAGGAUUCAGGCGCUGGGCCAGCCAAAAAAUACAGUUACUUUGAUUUGUUCAGAUACUCAACCGCCUGCGAGCGUUGCGUCUUCAUAUUCAGCCUGCUGGUGGCCACCGGCGCCUCCGUUUUUAUACCAUACUUCAUGAUCAUCUAUGGAGAGUUCACAUCCCUGCUGGUGGAUCGGACAGUGGGCGUGGGCACAUCCUCGCCCUCGUUUGCCCUCACCAUGUUCGGUGGCGGCAAGCAAUUGACAAAUGCCAGUAAAGAGGAGAACAGGCAGGCCAUCAUCGAUGACUCCAUUGCCUUUGGCAUUGGCAGUCUGGUGGGCUCAGUGGCCAUGUUUCUGCUCAUCACGCUGGCCAUUGACCUGGCCAACAGGAUCGCCCUCAACCAGAUCGACCGCAUCCGCAAGCUCUUCCUGGAGGCCAUGCUGCGUCAGGACAUCGCCUGGUACGACACCAGUUCGGGAUCCAACUUUGCCAGCAAAAUGACAGAAGAUCUGGACAAGCUCAAGGAGGGCAUUGGCGAGAAGGUGGUGAUCGUGGUCUUCCUGAUCAUGACCUUUGUGAUCGGCAUCGUGUCCGCCUUUGUCUAUGGCUGGAAACUCACCCUGGUGGUGCUCAGCUGUGUGCCCUUCAUCAUUGUGGCCACCAGUGUGGUGGCCCGGCUUCAGGGCUCGCUGGCCGAGAAGGAGCUAAAAGCAUACUCCAAUGCGGCCAAUGUGGCCGAGGAGGUCUUCAGCGGCAUCCGGACGGUGUUCGCUUUUAGUGGUCAGGAGAAGGAGAAUGUUCGUUUCGGAAAGCUACUUAUUCCAGCAGAGACCACCGGUCGCAAGAAGGGCCUGUAUUCGGGACUGGGCAAUGCCAUCUCCUGGCUGAUCAUCUACCUGUGCAUGGCCCUGGCCAUUUGGUAUGGCGUUACCCUCAUUCUGGACGAAAGAGAUCUGCCCGAUCGAGUCUACACGCCUGCCGUCUUGGUCAUCGUCUUGUUCGCUGUAAUCAUGGGUGCCCAGAACUUGGGCUUCGCCUCGCCCCAUGUGGAGGCCAUCGCCGUGGCCACUGCCGCUGGACAGACGCUGUUCAACAUCAUCGACCGGCCGUCCCAGGUGGACCCCAUGGACGAGAAGGGUGACCGACCGGAGAGCAUUGCCGCGCACAUCCGCUUCGAGGGCAUCCGGUUCCGAUACCCUGCCCGUCCCGACGUGGAGAUCCUCAAGGGCCUGACAGUGGACGUGCUGCCGGGCCAGACGGUGGCCUUUGUGGGCGCUUCCGGGUGCGGCAAGAGCACCCUCAUCCAGCUGGUGCAGCGAUUCUACGACCCCGAGGCGGGCAGCGUCAAACUGGAUGGACGGGAUCUUCGCACACUCAACGUCGGCUGGCUCCGCUCCCAGAUCGGAGUGGUGGGCCAGGAACCGGUUCUCUUCGCUACCACCAUUGGCGAGAAUAUCCGAUACGGAAGGCCCGACGCCACCCAGGCGGAAAUCGAGAAGGCAGCGCGGGCGGCCAACUGCCACGACUUCAUCAGCAGGUUGCCCAAGGGCUACGACACCCAGGUGGGCGAGAAGGGUGCCCAGAUCUCCGGCGGACAGAAGCAGCGCAUUGCCAUCGCCCGGGCGCUGGUGCGGCAACCGCAGGUGCUUCUCCUGGACGAGGCCACCUCUGCCCUGGAUCCCACGUCCGAGAAGCGCGUGCAGAGCGCCCUGGAGUUGGCCAGCCAAGGACCCACCACUCUGGUGGUGGCCCAUCGCCUGUCCACCAUUACCAAUGCGGACAAGAUUGUCUUCCUCAAGGAUGGCGUCGUGGCAGAGCAGGGCACCCACGAAGAGCUGAUGGAGCGCAGGGGUCUCUACUGCGACCUGGUCAACAUCACGCGGCGGAAGGAGGCCACCGAGGCGGAGGGGGACGAGGCCCGGCCCCUGCAAAAGACGCAGAACCUGUCUGACGAGGAGAGCGACGAUGAUGACGACGAGGAGGAUGAGGAGGAGGACGGGCAGCCGGAGCUACAAACGGGCAGCAGCCGGGAAAGCGGAUUUAGAGCCAGCACGCGACGCAAGCGUCGCUCGCAGCGUCGCAACAAGAAGAAGAAGCAAAAGGAAGUGGUGCCCAAAGUGUCCUUCACCCAGCUGAUGAAGCUCAAUGCUCCAGAGUGGCGUCUAAUGGUGGUGGGCAGCAUUGCCUCCGUGAUGCACGGCUCCACCUUCCCGCUGUGGGGCCUCUUCUUCGGCGACUUCUUUGGCAUUCUCUCAAACGGCGACGACGAGGAAGUGCGUCGCCAGGUGAUCAACAUCUCGAUGAUCUUUGUGGGCAUUGGCCUGAUGGCUGGACUGGGAAACAUGCUCCAGACCUACAUGUUCACCGCUGCUGGAGUCAAGAUGACCACGCGUCUAAGGAAGCGGGCCUUUGCCACCAUUGUGGGCCAGGACAUUGCCUAUUUCGACGACGAGAAGAAUUCGGUGGGGGCUCUGUGCUCCCGCCUGGCCAGCGACUGCUCCAACGUUCAGGGGGCAACUGGAGCCCGUGUGGGAACCAUGCUCCAGGCAGUGGCCACUCUGGUGGUCGGCAUGGUCGUUGGCUUCGUGUUCUCCUGGCAGCAGACGCUUCUCACGCUCGUCACCCUGCCGCUGGUCUGUCUAUCAGUUUACCUGGAGGGUCGCUUCAUCAUGAAGAGUGCCCAGACAGCAAAGGCUGCUGUGGAGGAUGCCUCCCAGGUGGCCGUUGAGGCCAUUACCCACAUCAGGACCGUCAAUGGUCUGGGCCUGGAGCGACAAGUGUUGGAUCAGUAUAUCCAGCAGAUCGAUCGCGUGGAUUCCGCCUGUCGGCGCAAGGUGCGCUUCCGUGGUCUUGUCUUUGCCCUGGGACAGGCUGCUCCCUUCUUGGCCUACGGUAUCUCCAUGUACUAUGGCGGCAUUCUGGUGGCCGACGAUAAAAUGGACUACGAGGAUAUUAUCAAGGUGGCGGAGGCCCUGAUCUUUGGCUCUUGGAUGUUGGGACAGGCCCUGGCCUAUGCUCCGAAUGUAAAUGAUGCCAUCCUGUCCGCAGGACGCCUAAUGGAGCUCUUCAAGGCCACCUCCACGCAGCCCAAUCCACCCCAGAGUCCCUACAAUACGGUAGAGAAAUCCGAGGGAGACAUUGUCUACGAGAACGUGGGCUUCGAGUACCCCACGAGAAAGGGCACUCCCAUCCUGGAGGGCCUGAAUCUCACCAUUAAGAAGUCCACAACGGUGGCCCUGGUGGGUCCCUCCGGCUCCGGCAAGUCCACCUGCGUGCAGCUGCUGCUCCGCUACUACGAUCCCGUCUCGGGAUCCGUCAACCUUAGCGGAGUGCCCAGCACAGACUUCCCACUGGACACGCUGCGCUCCAAGCUGGGCCUGGUAUCCCAGGAGCCGGUGCUCUUCGAUCGCACCAUUGCCGAGAAUAUUGCAUAUGGCAACAACUUCCGGGAUGACGUCUCCAUGCUGGAGAUCAUCGAGGCGGCCAAGAAGUCCAACAUCCACAACUUCGUGAGUGCCCUGCCCCAGGGAUACGAGACGCGGCUGGGCAAGACCUCGCAGCUGUCCGGCGGCCAGAAGCAACGCAUUGCCAUUGCCCGGGCGCUGGUCAGGAACCCCAAGAUACUCAUCCUGGACGAGGCCACCUCGGCGCUGGAUCUCGAGAGCGAGAAGGUGGUGCAGCAGGCCCUGGACGAGGCCCGUUCCGGCCGCACCUGCCUGACCAUUGCCCAUCGCCUGACCACCGUGCGGAACGCGGAUCUCAUCUGCGUGCUGAAGCGCGGCGUGGUGGUGGAGCACGGCACCCACGACGAGCUGAUGGCCCUCAACCGCAUCUACGCCAACCUCUACCUGAUGCAGCAGGUGGCGGGCUAACCUAACUCAAUGUGGACGAGGUCUUUGGGUGAUACAAAUUAGGCUUUAAUUUAGUAUGUACACUAGGCUAGUAGAACGUGUUGAAAAGUAUUAAGACCAAAUAGAACGAUAAUUCUUGAA